This is a messenger RNA of Sclerotinia sclerotiorum 1980 UF-70, 3468 nucleotides long. RefSeq lists its product as hypothetical. Gene Ontology annotation, cellular component: nuclear RNA-directed RNA polymerase complex. The transcript has 11 exons. Lineage: Eukaryota; Fungi; Ascomycota; Leotiomycetes; Helotiales; Sclerotiniaceae. Gene Ontology annotation, molecular function: helicase activity. The record is from RefSeq and is a predicted model, not a curated record. Gene Ontology annotation, biological process: regulatory ncRNA-mediated heterochromatin formation. Bases 1 to 3468 code for a protein of 1155 amino acids.
AUGGUGUACAACAAGUCUUUUGCUCAUCAAGUCUUGCGAGAGCAUAUAGAAAAGACUUAUGCGAGGAUCAAUUUCCGUGAAUCAUGGAGGAACUUACCCGAACUUCCAUCUAGUGAAGAAAUCCUUCAGGAUGUAUCAUGGCAAGACACGGAAGCUCCAGAGGAGCCGUUAGAUUAUCAAAAGCUUGCUGAACCCAAGGAAUUCGACCCUCGUCUGCCCCACAACAACAUCGAUGGAGCUUGGGACUCCAAGGAGGAUUAUCUUGGUUUUCAUUACCAAAUUCUACGUGAAGAUGCAGUUGCUCCUCUUCGCCAAUCUGUCGCGGAAUUUAAGAGAAAUAAUGAAAUGGAAGAUACACAAGAUACUUCAAUUUAUACUGAUGUCCACCUUGUGGGUAUACAAUUGUGUCAUCUCGGUCCGGCAUUCCGAAUCGAAUUCUCAAGCGAUAGAGCUGGAAAACGGAUUCGGUGGGAGCAGUCGAGCCGGCUCACGCAGGGCAGCCUGGUCUGCUUGAGUCCAACUAGCGACAUGUUUCGUACUGUUUGCAAAGUUGGUACUGUUGCAGCUCGGCCUAUAGAAGGUGGUCUAGAUCGUGACCCUCCACAAGUUGACCUUUUCUUUGGUGACGAUGAAGAUAUAAUCUUGAAUCCAGUGGAUUCAUAUGUCAUGAUACAGGCUCGUGUCGGAUUUUUUGAAGCUUACCGCCAUGUGCUUGUAGCACUUCAAAAACUGACCACUGAAGAAUCACCAUAUAUUGAAAAGUAUCUGAUUCAACUAGACAAGAAUAUUUUACCACCUGAUCAUAUCAAGGAAAGACCUUAUCUUGACCUUCGCUCGAUUGCUAUAUCGAGUAAUGAACAUCUUUCUGCUCUCACUGACGAAGAAGAGGAAAAUCUAUGCCAUGUUGACGUUUUGAAAGAGUUUCCAAAUCUUCCCAAAUCAGGAAUGGAUGAUUCUCAGCUCGCGGCUUGCAAGCGCAUGCUCACUCAGAGUUUAGCAAUAGUACAGGGUCCACCAGGUACUGGUAAGACAUUUACUUCCAUUCAAGCCCUGAAGGUUAUGCUGUGCAACAGAAGAGAUGGACCGAUCAUUGUCGCUGCACAGACUAAUCAUGCUCUUGACCAAUUGCUCACCCACAUUUCCGGCUUCGAAGAUAAUUUCGUGCGUCUUGGAAGUAGAUGUGAUAAGGGGAAUGCUACCAUACUAGCACGAACUUUGUAUGAGCUGCGUCAGACGAAUAAAGAUAUGAAAGCUAGACAUUUCACUGGCUACAGAUCGGCUGCCAAUGCACACGACGCUAUGGUUCUCUCAAUCGAGAAAUUACUUUCUGAUAUCACUGAGGAAGAUCUUCUAUCAGGCAGAGUUCUGCUGGAAUGCAAUAUAUUGAGUCAGGAACAUUUUGACUCUUUUUUCGAACCUGGCUGGUCAAGCUCACUAGAUGAGGGUGAUGAGAGUAUCGACCCUCUCCUAUCUUUGCGUAUGCCGAGGACACCAGGAAUCAACAGGAAUCUCGAGAUAGAGGACCCCGAUCAGGAGUUCGAACAACUACAAGAAGUUGAAGUUGAAGUCCAAGCAAAAGAAAACAAGGAGUCUCUUAGCGGAACAUGGAUUCCAUUGAGGCGUGGCUAUACGGGCAAAGUUAAGAGCCGCCGAUUCAAGGGCAAAAACGACCCUAGAAAUAUACUCGCCAAAACUGAAAGUCUCUUUGACAUACCAGAAAAGUAUCGUGGUGCCGUUUAUUGCUACUGGGAAAAGCUUUACUAUGAUCAACUUACACGUAAGCUUAGUGAGAAAUUGGCUACGUACCAAAACUCGAUGAGAUCUUUAAAGAUGGCAAAGUGGACGCGCGAUGUCGAAUUCAUUGAUCAUAUUGGCACUAAGGUUAUUGGAUGUACAACAACUGGUUUGUCGAAAUAUAGGGGACUACUAUCCGCUCUGAAUCCCAGCAUCCUACUCAUUGAAGAAGCGGCAGAAACUUUAGAAGCAAACGUGACAGCAAGCAUUAUACCAUCGCUGGAGCAAGUUAUACUUGUAGGGGAUCAUCGUCAACUCACGGCAAAUACAACACUCGACCGCUUUAUGUCGCACCCGUAUUUUAUGUCAAUAUCCUUAUUUGAGAGACUUGUGAAUAAUGGUAUGGGCUACACAAUGUUGAACAAGCAACGUCGUAUGAUCCCAGAGGUCAGAGAGCUUCUAUGUAUUGACCCGGAGCCAUUCUACGUCAAUCUUCAUGACCACCCUAAUGUUCUCGACCGAGUCAACCAUCGGCCCCCGGUUCCUGGCAUGAGAUUUGAUUCAUUCUUCUUCUCUCACAGAUGGCAGGAGCGAAGAGAUGUCAACAUGAGUUGUUACAAUGCACCGGAAGCUGAAAUGGUUGCUGGGCUCUUCAAUUACUUAGUCAUCAAUGGUAUUAAGCCAGACAAAAUCACUGUAUUGACGUAUUACAACGGUCAACGAAAAUUACUCCUUAAGGAGCUUAGUCGACGUGUUACAAGCGUCAUAGCGCCAUACUUUAAGGUAUACACCGUUGAUGCAUAUCAAGGCGAGGAGAAUGAAGUCAUCUUGCUAUCUUUAGUAAGAGGUAAUCCUUUCAAUUCGGUAGGAUUUUUACGGAGCAAGAAUCGUGUAGUUGUGGCCUUGUCCCGUGCACAACGAGGUCUUUAUAUCUUUGGAAAUGCACUUACUGUUGCUGGACAAGAAGGUGAAAAUGGUUGUCGAGAGAAGUUAUGGAUACCAAUUCUCUUGCAUCUGUUAGAUGAGGAAAGAUUUGCGUCUAAUCUGCCUAUUUCCACUUCAGACCAAUCAAAUGGUGAAAAGCCGUAUUAUAAAUUUGUAUCAUCACCUCAAAAGCGAGAAUUGUCACCAGAAAAGGGCCGUCAUGCUUGGGAUACCUGGGAUCCGGUUCGCUCAGACAAUGAGAUUAACCAAGAACGUCUUGAACGGGAAAUGUUAGCCAGCGAGAGUAACCCCAAUCCGGAGGACUUGGUCUUUGAAGAGACUCAUAAGCCAGUUACGUUUGUUAAUGGAAAGAGAGUUGUUGGUCCUAGAAUCCAAAAUAUCAUUCCUCGUAUACAAAGCAGUAAUGCUAUUUCUGGUAACGAAAAUGAGAAUCCUAGCAGUGGAAAUGAGAUUCUUGGUAACGAUAAUGCGAUUACUCUCGGAAAUAAUGGGAUUUCUAGCUCCGCUAACAGUGUCAUUCCUAACAACGAUGAAGUACCAAACCACAUCAGGAAGGUUAUACAUACUACCAACGGAGUCACUUCCAGUAGCGACGUUACUAGCAGUAGCAAUGGAAUUGGUUCUAGCAGUAAUGGGGCUGUUACCAACAAUGGAAUUACUGCUCCUCAAGGAUCGGGAGGCGAAAUGCUUAAUUUUACGAAUGAUGAUUUUGUCUUUUUGGAGGGCCUUUUAAAAUAUGAAGAAGUGGAAGGAGUAGUAGAUAUAGUAGGAAUAAUUACUACUAGGUAA